UUAAGCAGCAUAUCCUCACAGCCGUCGUCUUCCUCGCCGGACUUGCUAAGGUAACAAUCCUCACCCAAACUUCUCCGGACCAGAGGUACCACCAUCUCUAUGAUACGCGUCUACGAGACCUAAAUCAAUAUCUCCCAAAACAACCAAUCACCUACGCCAAUUUCACUGUCACUGGUUCCUCUCCGGAAGCUUCCAAUGAGUUUGUUCUGUAAUUCAAUUGAGACCCUUUAUCCAAAACCCUUCCUUUCUCACAAAUCUCACUUCUUUACCUUCUCUGAUUCCAAAUUCCAAAACCCUAAAUUCCCCAGCUUCCCACUUCGCCGUCUACGCCCGAUCACAUCAUGUCUGAAAUCAGCAUCUUCGUCAGAAAUCGAUUUGGUGAGGAACAAAGAAGGUGUCUUUGCUCCAAAGGAGAAGAAAGUUGUAGUCUUGUGGGACUUAGACAACAAACCACCACGAGGUCCACCGUUCGAAGCAGCAACAGCUCUCCGUAAAGUCGCGGAGAAGCUCGGCAGAGUCGUUGAGAUCUCCGCUUACGCAAAUCGUCAUGCUUUUAUCCAUUUACCUCAUUGGGUCGUCGAAGAGAGACGUGAAAGGAGGAAUCUUGAUUUCAUGGAGAGAAAAGGAGAAGUGACUCCAAUUGAGCCUUACAUCUGUGGAGUAUGUGGGAGGAAGUGUAAAACCAAUCUUGAAUUGAAAAAACAUUUCAAGCAGCUUCAUGAAAGAGAGAGACAGAAGAAAGUGAAUAGGAUGAGAUCUUUGAAAGGUAAGAAGCGUCAGAAGUUUAAAGAACGUUAUGUUUCAGGGAAUGAGAAGUAUAAUGAAGCAGCGAGGAGGUUGUUGACUCCUAAAGUUGGAUAUGGUUUAGAGGCGGAGCUCCGGCGAGCAGGGGUUUAUGUGAAGACUGUGGAGGAUAAGCCACAAGCGGCGGAUUGGGCGGUGAAGAGACAAAUACAGCAUUCGAUGACUAGAGGGAUUGAUUGGUUGGUUUUGGUUUCGGAUGAUAAGGAUUUUUCAGAUAUGUUGAGAAAAGCUAGGGAGGCUGAUCUUGGGACAUUGGUGGUUAGUGAUAGGGAUAGGGCGUUGGGAAGGCAUGCUGAUUUGUGGGUGCCUUGGAUUGGUGUGGAGAAGGGAGAGAUAGGGGAGAAGGAUUUGAUUCCGGGGAAGAGACCACAGUUUGAGGAGGAGGAGAGUGAGGUGGGAUUUGGUGGGGAUGAGCUGUUUUCGUUGUCGUAUGAUGAGGAUGAGAGGGCGGAGAUGACGGUGGAGAGUGAUGGGUUUGGGAGGUUUAAUGUGUCUGCGUUUUCGGAAGAUGAGUGGGUGGAGGAUGAAGGAGACUUUGCGUUGAGUGGUAGUGAUGAUGAUAGUGACGAUGACCUUGGCAUCUGAUUCAUGAUGUUUGAGUCUACGAAUUAAUCUAGAACUAUUAGAGUUCAAAAGAGCUCUGGUUGAUGUAAUUGAAAUGAAAAGCAGAACCAUUCUUAACAUAAGCCAAGAUAAUUGUGCAUU
Messenger RNA from Capsella rubella, 1509 nucleotides. RefSeq lists its product as uncharacterized. The record is from RefSeq and is a predicted model, not a curated record. The coding region runs from base 196 to 1389 and encodes 397 amino acids. The transcript has a single exon. Lineage: Eukaryota; Viridiplantae; Streptophyta; Magnoliopsida; Brassicales; Brassicaceae.